Molecule: messenger RNA, 1492 nt
Organism: Thamnophis elegans (Western terrestrial garter snake)
Lineage: Eukaryota; Metazoa; Chordata; Lepidosauria; Squamata; Natricidae
Gene: BLVRB
Product: biliverdin reductase B
Exons: 5
Coding region: 87-887 (266 amino acids)
Source: RefSeq, a predicted model, not a curated record
ACCGUCCACUUGCGGGGCCUUAUCCUCCCCGCCGCCUGAGCGGCGGCAGCGACCAGGCAAGCUGCUGCUGGCGGCCGCUCUCGUCAAUGGGCGCAGGAGCAGAGCCGAGCCCAGCCGCCCGGCGGGGCCGCUACGCCGGGCUCGCUAUCGCCGUCCUGGCUGAGCAGCCAAUCCAGGAGCGCCGCUCAGCCCCUCCCCGAAAGCCGGAGAGCCCCCCUCCCGCCGCCGCCGCCGCCGCCGCGCCCGCUACAAGGCGUGGGGGGGGGGGGCUUUCCAGGAGCGGCGCCCGCCUUUCUGCCGCCGCUCAGCAGCCCCGGCGCCCGCCGGAGAGAUGCCCAGGCUACCAGGUGACGGUGCUGGUUCGGGAUCCUGCCCGGCUGCCCCCUGACCUCCAGCCAGCACAAGUGGUGGUGGGAGAUGUGCUGAACCGGGCAGACGUUGACCGAGCUGUGCAGGGACAGGACGCCGUGAUCAUCGUCUUGGGCACCCGCAACGACCUCAGUCCCACCACCAUGAUGUCCGAAGGCACCCGGAACAUCGUGGCAGCCAUGAAGUCCUGCAGCAUCGGCAAAGUGGUGGUCUGUCUCUCAGCUUUCCUGAUGUGGGACCCGGACAAGGUUCCUGCCAGGCUGCGGCCAGUGACCGAGGACCACAUCCGCAUGCAGCAGAUCCUGAAGGAGUCUGGCCUGGCCUGCGUCUACGUCAUGCCACCUCACAUUGCAGGUGACCAGCCCCUCACCGGCGACUACACCGUAACUGUGAACACCUCGAGCGGUGCCCGAGUCAUCUCAAAGCAUGACCUGGGGCACUUCUUCCUCAAGUGCCUGACCACAUCGGAGUACGAUGGGAAAAAUGUCUACCUCUCCAGGCAUUAUGCCAAGGAAUGAGCCCCCCUCCUCAAAAGGCUGGAAAUCGCUGCCUUGGACGCCUUCACCCACCGCCCCUUGUGCCACCAAGUGCCUCCCCCCCCCCCCCGCUCUCACAGGAAGUCCGUGAACCCAAGCACAGCUGGGUGGGCUCUGGCCCCCGUCUGGGCCGGUGGUCUGCAGCUGCUUUUCCCAGGUCAGAAAGGGCUCUUUGGGGCAGCAAAGAUUUUUGCUCCACCGAGAAAAGCCCUUGCACAGAACAAAUGGUCUAGGGUCUCCUGCUCGAGCAGGGGGUUGGACUAGAAGACCUCAAAGGUCUCUUCCAACCCUAUGAUUCUAUGUUCUAAGUGGAAGGCAGCAGCCAAACCCCUUCUAUCAGCAGAAAGGAGGUUGGAUGCGGAGGCCACCGUGAGGAUUGGGUGGCCAGCUAUAAACAAACCCAUCAGAAUUAGUAAAAGGUUGGAUGGCAAGUAACUGAAUAUCCCCGGGUUAAUGUUAAUCUUCCUCCUGUGUUGCUAAGAAACCUUAAUUCAUGUUGAUGCUUGCAAAGUUCUGUGCAACUUGAAAACAUACAAAGCAUAAGCAGCUAAUCAAAUAAAUGCUAACCUAUUUGGAUGGUAAUGUGA